Helianthus annuus (common sunflower) is the source of this 2111-nucleotide messenger RNA. RefSeq lists its product as uncharacterized. Gene Ontology annotation, cellular component: membrane. The transcript has a single exon. The record is from RefSeq and is a predicted model, not a curated record. Gene Ontology annotation, molecular function: transmembrane transporter activity. Gene Ontology annotation, biological process: transmembrane transport. NCBI's taxonomy places the organism in Eukaryota, Viridiplantae, Streptophyta, Magnoliopsida, Asterales, Asteraceae. The coding region runs from base 82 to 1977 and encodes 631 amino acids.
UUGUUACAUAUUUCCUUACCAAAAAAAAACAAUAUUAAUUUAGCACGCACAUGGUCCUUCACCAAACUUACCACUAGAAACAUGAAACAAAUAAGCAGCUUCAGCCUCCACCUCAUCAAAGGCCGAUGGAGCAUGUUCUUCGCCUCCGUUCUCAUCAUGUCACUCUCCGGCGCCGGUUACAUAUUCGCUUUAUACUCCGGCGAAAUCAAAACCACCCUCGGUUAUGAUCAAAGCACCCUCAAUCUCGUAAGCACCUUCAAAGAUUUAGGCGGGACUGUCGGCAUCAUGUCCGGUUUAAUUAACGAAAUUUCACCACCGUGGGUAGUGCUCCUCCUCGGCGCCGCCAUGAGCUUCUCCGGAUACUUCAUGAUCUGGCUACCGGUCACCGGAAAAAUCGCCAAACCACCGGUUUGGCAAAUGUGUCUGUUCAUUUUCAUAGGCGCAAACUCGCAAACAUUUGCUAAUACAGGAGCUUUGGUUACUUGUGUAACAAACUUCCCACAAGGGCGAGGGGCAGUUUUGGGACUUUUGAAGGGUUUUGUAGGGUUAAGUGGCGCGAUCAUCAGUCAGUUAUAUCAUGCUUUCUACGGGCAUGAUCCGAAGUCGCUCAUCUUGUUCAUCGGGUGGCUUCCGGCCGUGGUUUCGUUGGUUUUUCUUCCGAUUAUUCGCGUUUUGAAACCAGUUCGUCACCGGAAUGAUUUAAAGAUUUUGUAUAACUUUUUGUAUGUUUCAUUAGGGUUGGCUGGGUUCCUUAUGGCUAUUAUUAUAGCUCAACAUAGCUUUCAGUUUUCAAAGGCGGAGUAUGCUGCCACUGCUGCUGUGGUGGUGACUUUACUCUUGGCACCUAUGGCCAUUGUGAUUAGAGAGGAGCUCAAGCUUUGGAAAGCAAAUCAAGAUCAAAUGGUUGAUCGUCUUCCGACGAAGUCAAUCGCAGAAGAUAUAUGCUCCAAAACACCAUUGGAAAAAGAAGUUUCAUGCUGGAGAACUGCUUUUACACCACCGGAAAGAGGGGAAGACUUUACUAUACUGCAAGCAUUAUUUAGUAUGGACAUGUUAUUGCUCUUUGCCGCAACCGCCUUCGGCGUUGGGGGCGUGCUGACUGCCAUUGACAACCUUGCGCAAAUCGGGCAGUCUCUCGGGUACAAGAAGGCCACGAUCUCCACCUUUGUGUCCCUAGUGAGUAUUUGGAACUAUUUGGGUCGAGUUGGGGCGGGUUUCGUCUCGGAAGUAUUAUACGUCAAGUACAAAUUUCCGCGACCAUUGAUGCUCACAAUUGUCCUUUGCAUUGCUUGCGUCGGACAUCUUUUAAUCGCGUUCGGUGCGUCCAGCGGGCUCUACUUCUCAUCCGUCGUAAUGGGGUUUUGUAAUGGAGCUCAGUGGCCACUUAUCUUCGCAAUCAUAUCGGAAAUAUGCGGGUUGAAAUACUACUCAACUCUUUUAAACUGGGGAGCUGCGGCCAUUCCGGUCGGGACGUACGUCUUGAACGUGGUGGUUGCGGGUCGGCUUUACGACAAGGAAGCCGAAAGACAGAUGAGAGAAAAGGGGAUGGUUAGAAAAGCGGGUCAGGACUUGAUUUGCAUGGGAGUUGAGUGUUAUAGAACAUCCUUUUUUAUUAUAACAGGUGCAACGGUAUUUGCGUGUUUACUUUCGAUCAUUUUAGUGGUUCGAACAACAGACUUGUACCGUGGUGAUAUCUACAGGAAGUUUCGUGAUGAAGAGGAAGUGGAAAGGAAGACGGGGGAAGAUAAUAGUAAGGCCAUACGGUAUGGGGGUCGGCCCCGGUGCGUCGCGGUCCGGCGCCGGAGCCAACACCGUGCCGCCCCCCGUCCUGAGCUCCGUCCCCGUCGCCAACGUCCCUUUUUCGCCGUUCGGGACGAUCCUCCAGGUGGGCCCCACCCCCGUCGCCGGAGCCAACACCAUGCCGCCCACCCCGUCGAGCUCCGUCCUCCUUCGCCGGUCCGUCUCCAUACCGUAUAGCCUAAGUGAGAUCGAUAUAGUUGUUAAAGUCACAAAGGAAAGUUAUAUCUAAAAAUAAAACUAUAAGAUUGUAUAUAUAGUUGUAUCAUAUAUGGACUAGGGGAUGGCAAUGAGAACCACUUUUAUUGUGAAAA